Messenger RNA from Choloepus didactylus (southern two-toed sloth), 1776 nucleotides. RefSeq names its product translation initiation factor IF-2-like. The transcript is spliced from 10 exons. Bases 1 to 1776 code for a protein of 591 amino acids. The record is from RefSeq and is a predicted model, not a curated record. NCBI's taxonomy places the organism in Eukaryota, Metazoa, Chordata, Mammalia, Pilosa, Megalonychidae.
AUGGUGCUGAUCCAACCCGGCCGAGGGGGUCAGGCCACCCCCAAACCCGCGUGCCCUCGACGGCCUCCAGGCGCGCCCUCGUGCGCGCGCGGGUGCUGGUCUCUCCGGAAAGGGGGGGGGGGGCGCCCUGGAAGAGGCGAGCCCCUGGCCCCCCAGGCUUCUGCGCCGCCUCCCAGCCGCUACCGGGGAUCCCCCCCGGGCCCCGGUGCUCGCCCUCCGGCCCUUCUCUCCAUCGGGCGCCCGCCGCCGAGGGACUGCCCCUUCUACCCCGCGCGGUCCUCGCGGCCUCGGGGCCUCCCCGGCGUCCCGGGCCGCACCGACAAGCCCCUCUGCCGGUCUCGCCCCCGGACCCUCCUCGAGGCCCUGCCCCCGCGCGCACCCCUCCCAGCCAGCCCGCCCUGCGCCCCCUCCUCAGCCCUGCCCCCGGGUCCCGGCCGAGGCCCCCAGCCCGCCUGUCAGACUCCCCGCCCGGAGCUGUGCCUGGGGGGCCCUCCUCCCGAGGGCAGGUGUCACCUUGAGGUGCUGGCGGCUACACCGGCCCCCAAGGGCACUCAGGAUGGCUGGACCCUCCCAACCGGGGAAGCCAACCCUUUCUUGUCGGCCUUUUGGGCUGAAAACUGCUGCUUGAGCAGGAACUCUCCAUCCCCAAAGCAUCCAGAGGACCCAGAGGACGGUGCUUCAGCCAGCACACCCCACGAUCGGGGGCGCGGGAGGCAGAGGCUUCUCUGUGCGAGCAGCCCGGGACCCCGUCCAGGGGAGCAGGGGGCUGGUGUGGGCAGCCCCUCGUGCCUCCUCGUGAUGCCAGGACCUGGCGCCAUAGCCUUCGACCCCCAGGGCGCUGCUGCCCCACUGGCCCUGGUCCCCAGGGAGGGCGAGCCAGCCCAGAGGCAGCCGGGGCCCAGGGUCUGCGGGAGGCCUGCUGUGCCACUCAACCCGCCCAGCCGUGCUGUGACCCCAUGGGGACGAGGCCCCAGCAGGGGGGGCACGGCCACGGGAAUGCCCCUGCACGCGGGUCCCACCCAUGACACUAGGGCCACUGCUGCCCCAGCACAGCGAGGGCGUCCAGCCCUGCAGGUGCUGAGCAAGGUAGAGCAUCUCUUCGUGGGGACGGCCGUGAGUCCUGAAGACGCCGGCUGGGACAGGACGGCAGGGGGCGGAGGGGGAAUCGGGCUGCGGGCCGGGCAGCUGGGCGACCAGGACAGCUGGGGGCGGGCAGGGGCCCAGAUCAGGUGCCCCCAGCCCGGCUGCCCGCCUGCCCCGCCCCCAGGGAGCCCCACCUGGACCCCUGACAGGGGGGACAGUGCAGGAGGCAGCGGUUCAGGCCACGGGAACUUCCAGGAAUCUUCCCAGGAAACCCGGCCCCAGCCCAGCAGCCAGUGCGGGACGCUGAGCGGACCCCGGGGAGCAACGCCAGGGAGCUGGGGGUCCACGGCCCGAAGAGCCGGGGCUGACGGAGCUCCACGGCCACCCUCGCCAGCAGCAUCAGCUGCUUUACUUCCAGCCGGCGGCCAGAGCAAGUGUACCGGGGGGGAGGAGACACCCCUGCUGGAGCCUGGAGCCGUGAACCCAGGAAACCGCAUCCUAAAUGGAACCCCGUCCCCCCCCGCACCCUGGCAGUCCUCGGCUCGCGCCACUGCAGCCCAUCCCCGGCUCGUGUCCCCAGGCCCCGUGCCCUCAGGGCCGUGUCCCUCUCCUGUAACACCAGUCCUCUGGGCCUUCGGGCUCAGCCUGCUCCAGGAGAGCCUCCUCUUAGCCAAACCCAUCGUGACAGCCUGA